AUGAAGGCGAUCGUGACCUUGGAAAACGGGCAAUUCACACUGAAGGACGUACCCAUACCUCAGGCUUCGGCGGGUGAGAUCUUGGUCAAAAUUACCGCGAGUGCUCAAAACCCUGUGGACUGGAAGACCACCCUUUUGCACAAGAAGCCUAACAAUAUACUUGGCUGUGACUUCGCGGGCACAGUAGUUGAGCUCGGACCGGAGGUUCCUGAUACGUUGAGACACGUAGGCGAACGCGUCGCUGGAUGCGUACAGGGAGGGAUAGCUCCCAACGGCGCAUUUGCUGAAUAUGUUGUCAUGCAAGCCGCCCUGGCCAUCGCUCUCCCUGAUUCAGUGUCUUUCGAAGACGGGGCACAACUUGGCGUAGCAUGCUUCACAUCAUGUCUUGCCCUUUACGAUUGUCUCAAACUUCCUACGCCCGACCAUCCCGUUGAAGAGUCGAGCUCCGUGCUUAUAUGGUCCGGCACCUCUGCGACCGGACAGUAUGCCGUUCAAUUUGCGAAGCUGAGUGGUAUGCGAGUUAUCGCGACGGCGUCGCCGAAGCACUUCGAACUCGUCAAGGCUCUCGGGGCAGACGAAGUGUACGACUACGCCGACUCUCAGACCCCGAGGAAGAUAUUCGCCAGUACUCGCGGUUCCCUUCGGCACGCCAUGGACUGUUUCAGUCAAGAUAGAACGCCGAACCAAGUCAGCACGUCGCUGAGCAAGGAGGGCGGCACCAUUGCGACUCUGCUGCCCUAUGUCAGCAGGUCGAAAGGUGUUCAGACGCACCUGGUUCUCGCUUACACUAUUCUGGGGAAGGAGUUGACCUUCCCCUUCGCAUAUCCUGCUGUAGAGGAGCAUCGUCAAAGUGCCAUGGAAUACGCGAAGUUAAUCUCAGCACUCCUGGCGAAAGGGAAGCUCAAGCCCGUUCCAGUCAAAGUGUUCCCUAACGGACUGCAAAGCGUCCAUGACGGGUUUGAAUACAUGGGAGCAGGGAAGGUCCACGCGGAAAAGAUCACGUAUCGGAUUUCAGACACCCCGGGCAUAGAUUAA
This is a messenger RNA of Fomitopsis serialis, 1035 nucleotides long. Its product is annotated as chaperonin 10-like protein. The coding region runs from base 1 to 1035 and encodes 344 amino acids. Gene Ontology annotation, molecular function: oxidoreductase activity, acting on NAD(P)H. The record is from RefSeq and is a predicted model, not a curated record. The transcript is spliced from 5 exons. Lineage: Eukaryota; Fungi; Basidiomycota; Agaricomycetes; Polyporales; Fomitopsidaceae.